ACGCCAAAAUUACUCGGAGAAACAACUCCGGGAAAGCCCUUCUUCCUGAGGCAGCAGCUCCGAACCCGAUUUCAUUCUUCCGAACCAGACACAGAAAAAGUUAGGGUUUUGUUUCGCCUGAAAUCGCCAUUGAAUUCGAAGUGCUGGGAAAGAGGUAGCUCAUAUGGCGUGCGUAUACAUUCCAGUGCAGAACUCGGAGGAGGAGGUCCGAGUUGCCCUGGACCAGCUUCCAAGAGACGCUUCUGAUAUACUUGACAUUCUUAAAGCCGAGCAAGCUCCUCUUGAUCUCUGGCUAAUUAUCGCUAGAGAGUACUUCAAACAAGGAAAAGUUGAACAGUUUCGGCAAAUAUUGGAGGAGGGAUCUAGCCCAGAAAUUGAUGAAUAUUACGCUGAUGUGAGGUAUGAUAGAAUUGCAAUUUUAAAUGCAUUGGGGGCAUAUUAUAGCUAUCUUGGGAAGAUCGAGACAAAACAUAGAGAAAAGGAGGAUCAUUUUAUAAUGGCAACUCAGUACUAUAAUAAAGCAUCACGGAUUGACAUCCACGAGCCUUCUACCUGGGUUGGGAAAGGUCAGCUUUUACUGGCUAAAGGAGAUAUAGAACAGGCAUUUGCUGCCUUCAAGAUUGUAUUGGAUGGAGAUCGAGACAAUGUUCCUGCCCUCCUUGGUCAGGCAUGUGUUCAAUUUAGUCGGGGAAAGUUUUCAGAUUCAUUGGAAUUAUACAAGAGGGCUCUGCAAGUGUUUCCUCAAUGUCCGGCUGCUGUUAGACUUGGAAUUGGUCUUUGCCGAUAUAAGUUGGGUCAAUUUCUGAAGGCAAAGCAAGCAUUUCAGCGUGUCUUGGAGUUAGAUCCAGAAAAUGUGGAGGCUCUUGUUGCACUUGCUAUUCUAGAUUUGCAAACGGAUGAAGCUGGUGACAUUAGAAGUGGAAUGGAAAAGAUGCAAAGAGCUUUUGAGAUAUAUCCUUAUUGUGCGAUGUCACUGAAUUACUUGGCCAAUCAUUUUUUCUUCACCGGCCAACAUUUUCUUGUUGAGCAACUCACUGAAACUGCACUUGCUGUUACUAAUCAUGGGCCAACUAAGUCACAUUCUUACUACAAUUUGGCACGCUCGUAUCAUAGCAAGGGAGACUACGAAAAAGCUGGAAUGUACUAUAUGGCAUCAGUAAAAGAAAUCAACAAGCCACAAGAAUUUGUAUUGCCCUAUUACGGGCUUGCCCAAGUUCAACUGAAAUUGGGAGAUCUUAGGAGUUCACUUUCAAAUUUUGAAAAGGUAUUGGAGGGUUAUCCAGAGAAUUGUGAGACACUUAAAGUAAGUUUUUUGAGUCUCUUUCCCACAUUUAUGUGCAACUUGGGCAACCAGAGAAAGCUAUCUGAGUGUUGGACUUGUUGCCUUGUAGUCCGAUCAUAUCAUUCCUUAAUCGCAUUUUUGGAUCUUGGUGAACUGUUAAUUUCAACAGAUGCAGGUGCUGCUUUAGAUGCCUUUAAAACAGCACGUAAUCUACUGAAAAAGGCAAAUGAGAAAGUACCUAUUGAGCUACUCAAUGACAUUGGCGUCCUUCAGUUUGAAAGAGGAGAACUUGAGCUUGCAGGACAAAGUUUUAGGGAUGCUCUAGGUGAUGGCAUAUGGUGCAAGUUCCUCGGUGCCAAACUGCAGUCUGAUGCUAAUGUGAACGUUCCUAACUGUGAAGGUCUCCAACAUUCCAAUGGUGAAGUAUCGUGCAAUCUUUUCAAAAGUGUGCUAUAUCCAAUGGAUGCCAGUGCAUCCAUCCAUCAAUACAAAGACAUCCAAAUGUUUUGCAAACUUGAGGAACAGGGCAUUGCUGUAGAACUUCCCUGGAAUAAAGUUACUGUACUUUUUAACCAUGCAAGAUUACUAGAACAGCUAUAUGACACAGAAACAGCUAGUAUCUUUUACCGCUUGAUCUUGUUUAAGUAUCCAGAUUAUGUAGAUGCCUAUUUGAGACUUGCUGCAAUAGCCACAGCCCGAAACAAUGUUCAACUUAGCCUUGAGCUGAUCGGUCAUGCUCUCAAAGUGGAUGAUAAGUGCCCAAAUGCAUUGUUAAUGCUUGGGAACCUUGAAAUUAAGAAUGAUGAUUGGGUCAAGGCAAAAGAAACAUUUCGGGUGGCUAAGGAUGUGACCAAUGGACCUGAAUCUUAUGCUACUCUUUGUCUGGGAAACUGGAACUACUUCGCUGCAAUUCGCAAUGAGAAAAGAGCACCCAAAUUGGAGGCUACACAUCUGGAGAAGGCUAAGGAACUCUAUACAAAAGUUCUCUCUCAGCAGCACUCUAGUCUAUAUGCAGCAAAUGGCACUGGUGUUAUUUUGGCAGAAAAAGGUCAAUUUGAUAUUUCAAAGGAUCUUUUCACUCAGGUUCAAGAAGCAGCAAGUGGGAACAUUUUUGUCCAAAUGCCAGAUGUAUGGAUUAAUCUUGCACAUGUUCACUUCGCCCAAGGAAACUUUGCACUUGCAGUGAAAAUGUAUCAGAAUUGCUUGAGGAAAUUUUAUUACAAUACCGACAGUCAGGUGCUUCUCUAUUUAGCAAGAACACAUUAUGAAGCUGAGCAGUGGCAGGACUGCAAAAAGUCUCUGUUAAGAGCCAUUCACUUGUCACCUUCAAAUUAUACUUUAAGAUUUGAUGCGGGAGUAGCAUUGCAAAAGUUCUCAGCUUCAACCUUACAGAAGACAAAGAGGACUGUUGAAGAGGUGAGGUCAACUGUUGAAGAGCUUAAUAAUGCUGUUCGGUUAUUCAGCAUGUUAUCUACUGCUUCAAAUCUUCACCUUCAUGGGUUUGAUGAGAAAAAGAUUGAGACUCAUGUUGACUAUUGCAAGCUCUUGCUUGAGGCGGCAAAGGUCCAUUGUGAGGCAGCAGAGCUAGAAGAUCAACAGAUUCGAGCAAUGCGAGAACUUGCACGUCAGGUUGUCGUGACUGAGGAAAAUGAAAGAAAAGCUGAGGAACAGAAAAAAUACCAAAUGGAGAGACGGAAACAGGAGGACGAACUUAAGCAAGUGAUGCAACAAGAAGAACACCUAUUGCGCAAAAAGGAACAAUGGAAAAGUAGCACUCCUGGCUCUAAGAGAAAGGACAGGUCCCACGCUGGAGAUGAAGAGGGGGGCAAUGGUGACCGUAGGAGGAGAAAAGGUGGGAAGCGCAGAAAAAGGGACAAUAAAUCUCGCUAUGAUUCUGAGGAUGCAUUUAUGGAUGAUCAAGAGGAUAUGUAUGGAGAUGCCAAUAUGAAUUACAAAGAUCACGAAAACGUUGAAGCAGAAGAGAACAAUCCACAGGAUCUGCUUGCAGCAGCUGGGCUUGAAGAUUCUGAUGCUGAGGAUUAUGAUGCAUCUCAACCUCCAUCAAAUGUGAAGAGGAAGGGGCAUGAGUGGUCUGAAUCAGAGGAGGAAGAUGAACCAUUGCAGAAGCAGGAUACUGACAGAGGUGAUGACGAUGGCAGCGAAAGGCAGAAUGAAGAUGUCGAUGCUAAUGACGAGUGAGGCACCAAAUAAAUGCCUAAAGGAUCUGAAGCUUGUUUCCCCGAUUAUAGAGGCAAUCAAGGCUAAAUUUUAUACCAUAAAUUAAUCACUCUUAUUGAAUAUGCCGUCCACUGCACAAAGCAUCCUCACUGAGCUAGGGUCCAAGAAAGGGUCACACCAUUAGGGUGUGAUGUAGUCAGCUGCACUGGAAAGCCCUUGGAAUUUUUCUUCUUUUUUUAAUGUUUUUACUAAGAGUAGCUAACACAAUUUACUUUUCAUUGAAUUUAUAUGUUGUAUUAGUACAAAGUGUAUAUGACAUGCUUAUAGCCUGCAUUUCAGCCACUGCAAUGUCAUGUAACCUUCCAAGAAUCUUGCAGGGGAUUAAAAGACCAUUUGUUUGGAGAAUCCAACGAAAGAAAACCAACGAUUAAUA
Molecule: messenger RNA, 3893 nt
Organism: Cuscuta campestris
Lineage: Eukaryota; Viridiplantae; Streptophyta; Magnoliopsida; Solanales; Convolvulaceae
Source: the annotation of a GenBank genome assembly